Schistosoma curassoni is the source of this 3798-nucleotide messenger RNA. Lineage: Eukaryota; Metazoa; Platyhelminthes; Trematoda; Strigeidida; Schistosomatidae. The record is from the annotation of a GenBank genome assembly.
ACAGGCGGGCUUUCUAAUAUUAAUGUGAGGAUGUGCCGGUCAUCGGUCCAGACGUUAUUUCUCGUCUUCGUGUAUAUUGUUUUCCGUUCUUUGAAUAUACGAUCAAACUUAAGGCCUUUUAGUCUGUGGAGCAGUGACAAUGUUUUGUUUAUAGUCCAAACUUCCGGACAUAUGAGUUGAUGGCUUCAAACUCUUCGAAUUCGGGUUAAAUGCUUCAGUUUGCCAUAACGGACCAUAAUUUGUCUUCAAAACACGUUAUUCUUAGUUUCUCACAAAGGUUCAGUUCUUCACAAGCUCAGGGAGUGUAUAUCUAAAGAAGGAAAUUUUAAUCCCACAGAUAGUGUUAAGUACUGGUCCCAUGGGUAGAUUUGGCUUGAAAAUUCUCCUAUUGUAGUAAUAAAGUAAAAGGACAAAAAUCUGAAUAUGUUUGGCCACAUGACACUACUUAGUAAGCGUUUUCUCAGUCAGUUCGCGACUUGUUUCUUUGAUUGAUUUCACCGUGUGGAUAGUUCUUUAUUACGUUGUCCUAAUUAGUUUAAUAUAACUAGCUAGCUAUCAUGGCUCCUGUAACUGAUUUUUUGCCUACAGUUGUCUCGCGUGUGUACUUGUAAGACGAGUGGCCAUAUUUUCCACUUUGUUCUCACGGUUAGUUAGUCGAGAUUUUCCCUGUAUUGCUCCAGUACAUUGAACUCAGAUUGGUCCAUUAUUGUAUUUUACUUCGAAAAUGUUAAGAAUGAGGAUGCUUCACUGAUUUUUAAGCAGUAAACGACAGGUUUCAUGUUUAUCCACUGAAUGUUUCUCUUGACAGACUAUAAAAGACUUCGUUACUAGAAUAUUUAGCUAUUUGUGCAAGCAAUAUGUAGCCUCGAAGUUAAUCCCCUGACAAUCUAAGAGGGUCCCAAUGGGCGGUUAGGGUGUAUGCAUAACAUCAACUAAGGUGUCAUCGGUACUCUUAAUGUUCCUCCAUAUAUAUUCAUGCCUCGUAAUAUAAUAAAACUUAAGUCUGAACUAUCUUGGUGACUCGCUCUUAGUAACUUUCCAAAGUAGUGGAUUUUCAACAUAAAGUUUGCGGUUUCAAAUCUAGUUCCCAGUAUUGAGCGUUAAAUAGUUUAUUUUUAUUUCCAGGGAAAACGUGGAGUCACGAAUUACUGAUAAAAAAUAUGUACUAGAUUCUCAAUUAAAGCCUGAUGAGGCAGAGGAAGGAGAGGUCAACGAUUUGUCUGACCAAGAAGAUAAUGUCUCAGACUUUUCGAGUAAUAGCGGUUCAUCAAAGUCUUACAACAACCCAUCACCAAAGCAUGGAGAUGAGAGCUGUACGUCAGAAAUGUCACAAAACGGGGGAUCAUCAGUUUCUACGCUAAAUAUACCAUCAGUACAUCAUAGCCGGUCCCAUAAAAGUAGACCUGUCAAAAUAACGGAUACUGCCAAUGUGUCAAAGAAAACAAAUACAAGUCCUGCUAAUACCAAAUCAGAAGUUCGUGGUCAAACUUCGUCUCAUGAAAGCCAAACAACUAAGUUGCAGUCUAUAGUCAAUUGUGCUAGGGCUUCAGAUCCACAAAUAUUGUCGGAGCAGGUUGAACCAUUUCAUACCUCAAUGUCUGUUAAGUCAACUAAACAUCUUCAGGGUCUACGGGACUUAGAAAAGGUGCAGCUACAGAUGCAACUAGAGGUUGCAACUAAUCAAAAUGAACAUAACCAUACUUCUACUCCCUAUCCCAGUUCCUCUCAACAAGUACAUCAGAGUGUGUUUCCUGGUUUUGUCCCUGGUGGGACACCAAAACUAGCACAAAAUUCUAUGCAAAGGGUUGCUUCUGUUAAAGCUGUUUCCGAAAACAUUAACGGUGAUAAUCGUUUUGGUUUGUCCGGCUCUUGGCAGGUAGCCAUUCCUCCUUCAUCUGCAUUAGGUUCUCAACAAGAAAUUGAAAAGAUGCAUAUGAUGUAUCAGAAAGCCUGUCAACUUUAUCAGCGUGCUGUAGCUACUAUUGGAUCAACACCUAAUGUCAGCAUCCAACCCCCACCUUUCGGCACUCCUAUUGGUUCUCCUCCUUCAAUAUCUCUCCAAUCAUUUCCACCGACUCUGAUGCCUGUUACUGCCGUUGAACGUCCAGCAUCUGUGUCUCCGUCCAAAUUCAUCCCGGCGUCUCAACUUCCUCAUGACGUUCUCAGAGAUGUACCUAAUCAAUGCAUUGGUCAAAAUCCUCAUAUACCGGCAAUUAUUCCUAAUCACGCACAGUCAGCUAGUAUACAGACUGCUUAUUCGAUGGCGUAUUCUUCCGCCUAUCAAGAGACUUUAAAGUUUAUGUCUAAUAAUACCGGGAGUAACUUAGCCCCUAAUACACAGGAAUACACAUCUCAGUGGCAUCGCUAUUUUAAUCACUAUCUGAAUUAUUAUUUACAAGUUCAUAAUUAUACACCUACGCUAUCUAGUGAACAACAACCAGUUUUCUUCCCUCCCACUGGAUUACCACCUCCCCCUAGCAUUGCAUCCUCUUGUUCCAAUGAUCUAGUUUUUCAAUCUAAGCGAGAUUUUCAUAACCAUCAUGACUCUAAGCGCCUAUGUAUAUCGUCUAACGAGGGUCUUCAUCGUAUUUCUACUGUACUCCAUCCUGAACAUUCCAAUCGCUCUAGUUCCCCAUCUGAUUCAAAAAAUGAAACAAACGAUGGAUCAAAAAGCGAUCUAUCCUCGUCAAAGUAUUUAUGGAUAAGCAAUCUCCCUCAAGGUGUUCGAGCAGUAGAUAUUAAAGAAAUGUGUGCGCCAUACGGAAAAGUUCAAACAAUAAAAAUAGUAGGCAGUAAAAAGAGUAAACCCCCAUCUAUUUACGCUUAUCUCAUUAUGGAGACUUCGGAGGCCGCAGUCCGUCUUAUAAAAGCCUUACAAGGUGUGAAGUUCUCUGGAAAUGAAUUGAAGAUAAAACAAAUCUUAAUGAGUUUUAAAGAGAAGCACUUGAAGGUAAUAUAGUCGAAAAUAUUUAGCUGCCAUAUCUACCUAUUUACAACGGAUUUAUAGGGUGGGAAAUUUUGUGAGCUACGUUAUCUGUUGUCAGUUAAUGUUUGUUACUCGGUGAUAUAACUUAUAAUGUGCAUCGGAUUUUGGAAUCUCAUGUUCUUCAGCAUGCUGUCUUGUCAUUUUUAGUCCCUCGUUCUUCUUUAAUGCUGAACUCAACCAUAAUAUGUAAUUUUGCUUAUGAUCUACUGGUUACCGUGUUUAUUGUGACUCAUUUUUAUAAACAAUUGCUUAAAAUAUCACAGUAUGCUACAUUUCAUCUUCGUGAGUUUUAGACAUUCAGUAAUCACAUAUUCUUUUCCUCAUUGUCAAUUUACAAGAAUUUGAUUGUUGAAUAAAUAAUACUAGUAACAACUUGUAUAAUGUUACAACAAUCCCGGUUAUCAGUUCAGCUAUUCUGUUUGAUUUGGGGAUUAUGUAUAUUUUUCUCAUCAUAAGUGUGAUGGUACAUUCUUUCUUUGGUUGUAAACGUUCUACUAAGUAUUUGUCGUGCCUUGGCAUCAAUAUAUGUAUCCCAAUCAGUUACACCUAAUUGCCGUGCAACAAUCCAGCCAUGUAGUUUUUCGUUUACUAUGCACAUGUACUUCGUUUAUUCUAUUGGUACUGAUCGUUGUUUUUUUUUCAUUUGAUUUCAGAUCAACCCAAUCCGUUUACCAUAAAAAAUGUGUGAAUAGUCUACCAUGUAUAUUUUUGCUGUGCAUUUAUUUUAUAUUUUUCAAAUGAUGUCUAUUUUGCAGACUUAAAUUAAUUGUAUAUACUGUCCAAAACCAAUUGAAUCUUUUAAUCAAUCUAUC